CUCCCAGCCCCACUACAGCUGUUCCUUACAUGUCAGUGAAGUGCAUUGAUGUAAGAAAAAACCACCACAAGACCAAGUGGCUGAUGCCCUGGGGACCCAACCACUGCGAGAAGCUCAAGGACUUUGACGAGGCGGUCAGCAGGCAGAUCGAGGCCAAUGACAUUGUCUUUGCUGUGCACAUCCCUCUCCCCAGCAAGGAGAUGAGCCCCUGGUUCCAGUUCAUGCUCUUCAUCAUGCAGCUGGACAUCGCCUUCAAGAUGGACAAUGACCUGAAAGAAAAUGCAGAAAUUACCCUGGAUGUGUCCUUAGCAUAUCGUGAUGACAUGUUUGGUGACUGGGAAGAAAUAGCACACGCAAUAGAGAUCAGGAAGCUGAAAUGCACCUUUGGUUCCCCAAAAACCCUGGAGUCUGAAGGCCGUCACUACGACUGCGACUUCCUUCCCUUCAUGGAGAUCGGCAGCGUGGCUCACAAGUACUACCUCAUCAACAUCCGCCUGCCCGUGAACGAGAGGAAGGGCAUUAAUGUGGGCAUCGGGGAAAUCAAGGACAUCCGCCUGGUGGGUAUCCACCAAAACGGAGGCUUUACGAAAGUGUGGUUUGCCAUGAAGACCUUCCUCACCCCCAGCAUUUUGAUCAUCAUGGUCUGGUACUGGAGACGGAUCACGCUGAUGACACGGGCUCCUGUCCUGCUGGAGAAGGUCAUCUUUGCUCUGGGAAUUUCCAUGACGUUCAUUAACAUCCCAGUGGAGUGGUUUUCCAUCGGGUUUGACUGGACCUGGAUGUUGCUCUUUGGAGACAUUCGACAAGGCAUUUUCUACGCCAUGCUGCUGUCAUUUUGGAUCAUCUUCUGUGGAGAGCACAUGAUGGACCAGAACGAGCGGAACCGCCUCUCGGGGUACUGGAAGCAGGUUGGACCCAUAGCUGUUGGCUCCUUCUGCCUCUUCAUCUUCGACAUGUGUGAGAGGGGAGUGCAGCUGAAAAACCCCUUCUACAGCAUCUGGACCACCGAGGUUGGCACGGAGCUGGCUAUGGCCUUUAUUAUAGUUGCGGGAAUUUGCUUGUGCCUCUAUUUUCUCUUCCUGUGUUUUAUGGUCUUCCAAGUGUUCAGAAACAUCAGUGGAAAGCAAUCCAGCCUGCCAGCGAUGAGCAAGGCCCGCCGCCUGCAUUACGAGGGGCUGAUCUUUAGGUUCAAGUUCCUGAUGCUCAUCACCCUGGCUUGCGCAGCAAUGACAGUCAUUUUCUUCAUCGUCAGCCAGGUGACAGAAGGCCACUGGAAGUGGGGGGACAUCACGAUACAAGUGAACAGUGCCUUCUUCACCGGCAUCUACGGGAUGUGGAACCUCUACGUGUUUGCACUCAUGUUCCUGUAUGCGCCGUCGCACAAGAACUACGGGGAAGAUCAGUCGAAUGGUGACCUGGGGGUGAGCAGCGGGGAGGAGCUCCAGCUCACCACCACCAUCACCCACGUGGACGGCCCCACGGAGGUUUACAAGCUGGCUCGCAAGGAGGCUCAGGAGUGACACCGAGAUGUCAGGUGCAGCGGCGGGCACAGGACGACGCGAUGCCCUCCUGCAGGAGCCGUGGCCGACGUGCCUUGCCGGUUGAGCACCGCAGCUUGUGUAUUUCCACAGAGCAGUGACACCGAGCAGAACGUUUGUAAACUUUAAUCUGGUGUAGUUCUUUCUGGGGGGGAGGGCUGUGUAUAUUGUGUUACUCUCAAGCACAUAAAUAUCUGCUAGAAAAGCAUUAAUGUCGCAAAGUCGCACGUUGAGACGUUAGGAAGUGGCAGAGCUGGCCUCGAGCAGCUCUUGCUGGGCAGCACGAAGCUGGUAGGGAUGGCGAGAAGUCGCUUGGGAUGGUUUUGGAUACUUGAACUGGAACACUAACCUUUUUUUUUUUUUUUUUGUAAGUUUGUAUUUUUGUAAGGCUGGUGCUCCUGUACUCUAAGGAAAUGCUUAUAAGAAAUUCAAAAAGGAGGGGACGCACCUAGUGCAAGUGCUGGAGCCUUCAGCAUGGCUGGCAGCGUGGAGCUCACGAGCCACGUGCUGAAGGAAACAAGUGCUGGGGAGAGCAAGCAGGGUGCAAGGCAGCAGAUCUGUCACCAAGGGACCUGAUGCACGCACGCAGCCCCAGCGUUUCCCUCGGCCGAGCGCUCGACUUUGCAGCUUUAAUGUUCUUCUUACGCCCAGUUCCUAUGUGAUAUUUAUGUUGUUCCCAUAGAUGUGUCCAUGGUUUCUUUUACAGCGUAGUAUAGCAUUGCGUUUUUGUAAAGGCUCUUUACAACUGGGGCAUUGCAGCUUUAAAACCAAAUCUUGUGUCAAACACUAACAACUUGUUUACGGGGCGCGUGUACGUGUGAGCGCGUGUGUGUGCGUGUGUCUACUUUUUUUAUUUCUUCAUUCCUAAGCCCUACUCAUACGUCUCAGAAAUAGUCCCUGGAUCUUAUUGAAGUAUAUCCUUUUUUGUUUAGGUCGAGUUCACUUUUUACAGAAUGCUUUUAAGCAACCUGGAAAACGUGUAGAUUUGUUAAUUUAAAUAAAAUAUACAAUGUUGUGGUU
Molecule: messenger RNA, 2558 nt
Organism: Numida meleagris (helmeted guineafowl)
Lineage: Eukaryota; Metazoa; Chordata; Aves; Galliformes; Numididae
Gene: WLS
Product: wntless Wnt ligand secretion mediator
Biological process (GO): intracellular protein transport; Wnt protein secretion; Wnt signaling pathway
Cellular component (GO): endomembrane system; organelle membrane
Molecular function (GO): Wnt-protein binding
Source: RefSeq, a predicted model, not a curated record